Closterium sp. NIES-65 is the source of this 4167-nucleotide messenger RNA. NCBI's taxonomy places the organism in Eukaryota, Viridiplantae, Streptophyta, Zygnematophyceae, Desmidiales, Closteriaceae. The record is from the annotation of a GenBank genome assembly.
AUGUGUGGAGCGUCACAUACCUCUUUCUCCUUUCCUGUCAGUAAUCCGUCGUUCCUGCUACCUGAUCUGCGUCCGUCCAAAUCCAUUGGCUCCUCCUUUCUCGUAGACGCGUCGAUGCAAUCAAGCGAUGAGGAUCACGCGCUUCCGUUAUCUCUCUCAACCAUAACUCCUCCAUCGUCCAAUGCUCCCCUUAACGACAUCCCCUCAUCACAGCAGCAGCACAUAGAUCGGAGGUGCUUCCAGGAAGUCGAUUUCUUUCGACCCCGCGCAGAACCUUCCGCUGUUAGACCCUCCCCGGCAUCGGUCGCUGCAACCGAGUCGGCUCCCGCCUUCGCACCCGCUACUAUCGCCGCGGCACCGGGUUCUUUGUCUCGUCAUGGGGCCCAUCGAAGUGCUGAGGCAACGACACACCCGUGUGUCGACUACUCAGUCGUAUCCGUAACACCCCAUCAGCGCCUCCCCUCGGAGCAGCAGAAACCGCCGUCGGCGGGUCGAUCCCCGUUAUUGGCGUCUUCGUUAAUGGCGUCAGUUGCCGAGUGGUCCAACGUGAUGAUGCCGCCGCCCGCAACAGCAGGGACUGCCAAGAGCCUUCUGCCAGGCUCCUCGCUCGCCAACGAUCUGCACAGACCCGUUACCGCCCUUCGCCGACCGACGCUUAACCCGUUCAGCGACAAGCCGCGGGGAGACGCGGCACCGGCGCCGGAAGCUGGCGACGGGUCGGCGAAAAGGCCUCGAUGCGAGAGCCCGUCGCAUCAGCUGCUACCCAGCCUGAGCAGCAGCACGGCCUGCACCGCCAAUAUCCGCGAUAGUAGCCACCCCGCGAUUACACGGUCUGGCCUAUCCAACCCGGCGCCACCCGUCCCAAGCAAGUUCUCCUCGGCGAAUCUCGUGCAGGAUAUUCAGAAAUCGGCGCGCGGAGACCUGUCGCUGGACCUUCCCCCGCCGUGCUGCUCCUGGAUGUGCAUCUACUUCUCCGUGCCGUGCCGCAAGAAGCGCCGCCUCGCGCCGUCCUCUACCACCAGCGGAAGGACCAACAGCGUCAGCGCGGCUGUUAGCGGAAGCAUGAUCAGCGGCGGUGGUGACAGCGGCGUAAUCAGGAGGCGGAGGGCGGCUCGCCCUGCCGCACUUCCAGCUUCAAGCGGUACCAGCCUUUCCGGCGCGGCGGGAGCUCCGCGUAACCCGCCGCGGCAGCCGGUGGGCAGGGGGGGCAUGAAGGAGGAGCGAGAGGUAUGGGCAAGGGAGGACCAAUCCAAGGCCAGCGGUAGUAAAGGCGGUGCGCAUCUGGCGAGAUGUGAGAGUGCGAACGGCGGGGAUUCGUCGGUGCACGGAGGCUUAAAUACCGUGCUGACGUCAGCGUUUGCAGCAGCACGAGGCGGUCCGUCAGCAGCACGAGAAGACGGCAUGUUUACACCGGCUUCCGAGCUGGGAGUGGGGAGCCAGCCAGCAGGCGCGUCGGCUUCCGAGCUGCUGGCGUCGUACGCGGCGUCGGGCUGCGCGUCGCCUGCUCUCCGCGCGUUCCUCGCACUCUCUCCGAACCUGUCGGCCCUGCUCAAUCCGUCCGCGCUCCCGGCUGCUGAUGGUGCGUCCACGCUGCUGAGGCGUCUUCAGAGUAGAGAGGACCUGAUGGCUGGUCGCAGGGAAUUCGACCUUGCCUUUUCUUCCUCCACGCCCCCCGAAGCCUUGCUGGCUCAGGCUCGUGCCCGAGCCAAGGCGCGGACCAUUGCUCAAUCUCAGGCUCGGAAAGGCGAAGGGUUGAGUGGUGGGGAGGAAUCAGACGGUGAUGCGGAGGGGAGCUGGCAAGUCGACAAUGAAAUUAGAGGGGCUGAUCUAGAAAGGAACGGCAGCACUGGCUCUGUGUCUGCAAGGGCAGGGAGUGGAGUGGAUGGAAAAGCGGCUGAGCAUACCACUACUGGAUUUCCACUUACCUUUACUGGCCUUCCCUUGGAUCUGACGCCAAGUCAAACAGUGAUAUCAGCUGGCAUGCUCGCGGUAACGGCACUAGCUGUGGGGAAGGGAUCAAGUGACAUCUUGUCUGAUGAAGUCAUUUGGCUACUGCGGAGGGCAGCAACAGCAGCACUCCUCCCCCUCUCCCCUCCAAUUCUCCUCGCUGCGCGUCUCGUGGCAUCCAAGCAGAUCCGAGUUCGACCAGGCCUGCCUGCCAGAACUGGUCAUGCCACGCUGUUCCUCGCCAAGUUCUUCGGCCGCGCGGGUCUCAUGGGCUUCGUCACGGCCGUUGACGAGGGUCAACGCCCAGCGCUAUUCCAGUCGUUGCUGUUCGAGGCGUGCGGGCGAACCAUCAACCCGGUCUUCGGCUGCGCGGGGCUGCUCUGGACGGGCCAAUGGCACCUCUGCGAGUCCGCCGUCGAUACUGUCCUCCGAGGCGGCUCCAUCCACCCCAAUGCCACCGCCAGCGCUGGCGCCAAUCCAGCCGCGCCUGGAAGCGUCGCACCCGGCGCAGCGGUCUCCGCAGCAGCGCCUCCGCAGUCCUCCGCACUGCCUUCCGCGGGAGUGACGCUGCCGUCGUCUGGGUCCGUUGUGAUGGUCCCCACCCCCGCGUCCGCGCCCGCCACGUCCGGAACGACGUCCGGAACCACCGCCGUCGCCGGCGCAGGCGCGUCCUCCCCUCCGCUCCCCGUCGCUUGCGCCCCGGGGGUGGCAAACCACCGCCUUGGGAUCUCCGCGUCGCCGCUACCGGCGCUUCCGGGCGCGACGGCGGCGUCCGCGGCAUCGUCGAUGGUGCCGUUCGGAAUGCACCCGGGACACGUGCAGCACCUGCAGCAGCAGCAGCAGCAGCAGCAGCAGCAGCAGCAGCAGCAGCAGCAGCAGCAGCAGCAGCAACAGCAACAGCAGCAACAACAGCACCUGCAGCAGCAGCAACAGCAGCAGCAGCAGAUGAUGCAUCUGCAGCACAUGUACGCCGCUCAGUCGAUGUACCAACCGGCAAGCGCGGCCAUGUACCAGCAGACCAUGGGGAAUGUCGCGAUGGGGUCUGCCGCAGCGGCAACGGCGGCAGCCAUGGAUAUGAUGCAGCCCGCCGCCGCCAUGGCCUACUGGCCUUCCGCCGCGCCGGGCCCGCCGCCUUUUCCGGGUCUUUCCGCCGUAACCGGGGCCACUGCGCCCGGAUUGGCCCCCGGGAUGAUCGGCGCAGCGGUCGCGCCGUCUGCGCCGGGGAUGAUGCACGGAAUGACGAUGGCCGGGAUGCAGCCAAUGGUGUGCGGCCAGGUGGCAGGCAUGGGUCAGUCUCCGUAUAUGGCGGCGGGUCAGCCAGGGGGACCUGCGGCUGAGGCUGCAGCGGCGGCAGCGGCGGCGUAUCAACGGGCGCUGUACCAGCAGCAUUACGCGCAGCCCGCGCAUGCGCAUGCGCAUGCGGCGGCGCAAUCGGCGCAACAGCAGCAACAUCAACAACAGCAGAGUCAGCAGCAAGACGCUAACGCGCAGCAAUCUCAGGACCAACAGCAACAGCAGCAGUCGGAACAAGAUGCCGCGCAAGCGCAAGAGCAAGCCAACUGCGCGGGAUUACCCCAAGCGCUCGGCGCGCGGGCGUUCUGUCCCCCGACCACCACAGCCGUGGAUCCCCGCUCCGCCGGGUCGUGCGCGGGAGCGCGACUCACGGGCAGAAGCGCAGCUUCUCCGGGCGCCGGCGGACCUGGUGGCGCGGGGCUCUCCGCUAAAGCCCCCGCGCACAUGGGGUUCGGCGGAGGCGCUUGGGCGGCGAGUUACGGGGGAAUAGGCGCUGGGGCAGGGGGCGCAGGCGGCGCAGCGAUGCUCAACGGCCCGACUCCAGUUGGGGGCAUGUGGGAGGCCUCCGCGGGAACUAGCGCGUUCGCGAUCCCCAUCCCCGCCGCGUUUCAACCACAGCCGUUCGCGAAAGCGGGGCUGCUCGCCCCUGCGCGUCUGUCCGGAUCGACGGUGUGCCAGGCGCAGAGCCCGUCGGGGUGCCUGUCGCCCGUCACGAGCGGAACGAGCGGGACGAAAACGAGUCGCAGCCCCGAGGAGACGAGCCCCUGCGGAAGCCCGCCGCUGGUUGCGCCCGUCGCGCGGCGGCCGAAGCUGGUGCACUCGCCGAUUUCUGCGGCUGCGAGAUUUGUGCCGCGCGGAGCAGGAGUUUCCGUCCCCCGCACGGAUUUUGCGCCGGGUGCGGUUCCCACCACCACCCCCUUCUGCUAG